Cryptotermes secundus is the source of this 3556-nucleotide messenger RNA. RefSeq lists its product as uncharacterized. The record is from RefSeq and is a predicted model, not a curated record. Lineage: Eukaryota; Metazoa; Arthropoda; Insecta; Blattodea; Kalotermitidae. The transcript has 2 exons. The coding region runs from base 38 to 1699 and encodes 553 amino acids.
CGGGCGUCAAGUAUGUUGAGCCACAGGCAAAAUUUUAAUGCGAUUCGCGGCCGGCAACGAACAGGUCGCUGUGAAGUGCAGUGAGGUUUGGCUGUUACUCGCCUUCACAGCAUUAGCCAGUAACGUUGAAGCUGAAGCGGUCCCUGAUUAUAUAAGAGACGAUGCCGGAGUGGGAUAUCUCUGUGGGUAUAGAGAUGAAGUUAAACAGGGCCGCGGUCCUAAGACGGAGCUGUCUUGGGAGCAGAACAUCACUUUACAGUGCAUGUAUGACUAUUUAAGAAUCCAGAUUUAUUUGUCGGUGACGGGCGAUUUUACGUUCAACGGGCAGCGCAUUCCGGUAGACUUCAUAGUGACAGCUGCGUACAUCGACAGGAAACUCAUUUCAGAUAUAACGGUGGAAGAUCUGUGGGAAAAAAUACAGCUGUACGAGUAUUAUGAGAAGAAAGCGGAAAGUGAACCACGAACCCGGGACAUAAGCAAGUACGAACACGUCACAGCGCUCUUUAUAAAAACGUGUGUACAAAACAGAGGAAGCACUACGGGUCGAGUUUACAUGGAAGGAGAGACAGCUGAACUGAAAAGGGUGUUUCGCACGUCGAGUCAAAUUAAAAACGCCACGACUUCGAAUAUAAUCAAAAAAAUAAAGACAAAUCCAACAAAAUAUAAAAAUCCUGAAACCAUAUAUCCAUUUUACGCAGAAGCAUAUGUCAAAAACCAACUUCCAGUCAUACUAAAUUACCUGAGGUCGCAAGGUUUCAACGCUACGGGCACAUUCGUAUUGCGCGGACACAGAAUAUCUCUACAGUUCAUUGAAUGGAAUCUGGUCCAGCACGGAAGUGUCUAUAAAAUAACGACGAAUACACUGUUGUAUCGCAUCAUAACGUCUUACGUCUCCGAAACUGAAGAAUUUAAUGGACUGCCUAAGAAAGAGAAGGCGGUCCUGCGGGACAUACUGAACUAUCUGAAAUUCCUGGGCGAUGGAGCGAUAGGUGAAGUGAAAUUCAAAAGCCACACACUCUCAAUAGACUUCAUAAUGACUGUCGUGCAUUUGCAAGGCAUAGACAUAUAUUCACUGGAGGUGUCAGAACUGUGGGAACUAAUGAAGAUGUAUGAACUUUAUGAGAAGAAACUUGGAAGUGAAACACAAAACCGGAAUAUAAGCAAGAAUGAACAAGUCACACUGCUCUAUGCAAUAACGUAUUUGAGAAACAAUAUAAGGAUUACGGGUCAAAUUGUCAUAGAUGGGGUGAAAAUUCCAGUAUCUUACCUACUAAACCAGUUGAAGAUAUUUGGAAAAGAUUUUCGUACCGCCACUAUCGAGCAGUUAUAUAUAACUCUAAGUGCAUGCUUAAGGAAAUACACCCCUCCUACACGUGUACCCCUAGGCACACAACCAACAGAGGAACAGACACUUGAACUUACGGCCUUAAUAGACUUCAUGAAGACGCAACGGUCUCCCGCUGUGGGCUCAUUCAUAUUCAGCGGGUACAGAACUUCUACACAGUUCAUCCUAAGUUACAUGGACCAACAUGGACUAAGGAUAGAUAGAUUGAGCAGCAAAGAGUUAUGGAGUAUCAUGCUCCUGCAUGAAUGUAAUGAGACAAACAAAACCACUGCAGUAAUCGCAGGGCCAGACAGUGGGAUAUCAACAAAAACAACAAAAACAAAAAAAAGGAGACCACUUCUACCACUGCCGUAAGUGCAGGGCCAGACAGUGGGACAUCAACAAAAACAUAAAAAAAAAACAGAACACUUGAACCCUCUGGAUCCGAACUUACAGAACAUUAAAAUGACACACUUAACAGAAUUUUGGAGGAGCCAUUUAUGAAGGAAUAAAUGGGACUGGUUACAUAGAUUUCGGGGGGAGGGGAAACAUCUGUGUUCAGCUCACAAUAAUCGAUCUGAGCCUGAAAUUUAUGGACGUCGGCAACGCCACAGCUGCAGACAAAUAACACAUUUAUUGCUAUAUGUACCCUAUGCUGAAACUAUUAGACCAGAAAUAGCAUGCGCAACUAAGAACGAGAUUGUUACAUUACUGGCGACUCUGCAAUAUUUGAAGACAAACAAAGAAGGAAACAAUGGAAAUUUUCCUUACAAUGGAUAUGAAAUCUCAAUACAGUUCAUUGCAGAAAUUAUCAAAGGACAUGAUGUAAGCUUCAAGAAUUUAACAAUAUCUGAACUCUACCUAAUCCUCGAUAUAUAUAUAUAUAUGUGUGUUUGUGUGUGGAACAUGAAGGAAGUUCAAUUACUGUUAAUCUUAAACCACCUGGUGAAGAUAUCGCCAGCCUGAAAGAGGUACUGCAGAUCCACAAAGCACAAGGGGACAAUGCCACAGAAGCUGUUGAAAUCAAUGAGUAUAUCAUCAUAUUCCAAUACAUCAAACUUAUCCUAAAGGCGCGAGGAAUCGACUCUCGGAAUUUAAGCCGAGAGGAGCCCUGGCUCGUAAUAGAGUUGUGUAUAGAGUUUCAGCAGCAGUCGGAGAAGGCUGAAACAGGUCCUCAAGCAGUACGGAAGUUCUUCAUAGAAAUUCUGCCAAACGCUGAGAGUGUUAAUACUUCUGUUCUUGUGGUGGAUGGACACAGCGUUUCCAUAAGCGUGAUCGUGUUUGCACUGGGGUUAAAAGUUGACAACUCAACCGGUAAUUAUGACACUGCAAACCUUACCACUACCACAUUCUUGAGAGCAGUUCUGGAGGUUAUAGGCAAGCAGGGAGCUUCAACCGUUCCCUCUAAAACAGCACAUGGAAAGAAUGAACUGCUCAAGGAAUUCCUUCAAGUCAUCUCGAAUCCCUACAAUGUCGCGAACACUAUCAUUAUGUUCAAUAAGCAGCAAAUUAGUGUGCAAGCUCUAGUAAGUGUACUAGGUCUACACACGGACAGUGCAACAGGGAAAUAUGACAGACACAGCCUUACUGUGGGUCAACUGUUUGAAACAAUCGAGCAGUUCGUCAGCACCAUGCAAAAUGCAACUAGAUAAAGUUUACUGAAUCAUAAGCAAGAGGGGAGACAAUAUUUCUUCUAUCCUGAAUUUCCACUGCAUUCCUGGGUUCUUAGGAAGCUAUGGGGCCUACUGACGCCUUUCAUAUCCAUGGGCACCUACAAUUUAUACUGUAAUGGGGACGGUUUACUCUGUCAUUUCAGAAUGGGAAAGGUUUCUUCCAUCUGACGUCACACACAGAAUACACGGUUCGGAGUGGAAGAGGCAGUUGCAGGGGCAACAGAAAAGCAUGCAGUAUCCACAACAUAUAACCAUCGGAUAUAAGGUUCCAUGAUAAGCAUUCCUUUAGGUGCUUCCCCCAGCCCCACAAUCACUUGGUGGCAUUCCUAUUCACGCCUAUGCUUCCCUUCCUCUCGGAUAAUUCCCCCUCUACUUCAGUACACAUUUUCGUUUACAGUUAUUUUAGUCUCCAGGUUUCCAGCAAAUUUCUUGCAAGAAAGUUUCUGUGUAUCUCUUAAUAUUUAUUGUUUUAUCCUGUUGUGUGUUAUCAUAUAUUGUACUCUUAAUGUAUCAGUCAAUAAAACAAUUCUAUAAUAAACAAAAUAAUAUUACUCAUUAA